Messenger RNA from Fonsecaea pedrosoi CBS 271.37, 330 nucleotides. RefSeq lists its product as uncharacterized. The transcript is spliced from 2 exons. Lineage: Eukaryota; Fungi; Ascomycota; Eurotiomycetes; Chaetothyriales; Herpotrichiellaceae. The record is from RefSeq and is a predicted model, not a curated record. Bases 1 to 330 code for a protein of 109 amino acids.
AUGCAGACUGUUCCUAGACGGUCGGGAGCCAGAGAUCGUGGCCAACAGACAGACCAGAUCGUGCUGGAGUUGUGCGUGCUACCGGUGGACGAACACGACUAUCUUCUGGACAAAGACCCUGUCGAAGAUCAGACAAUGAGUAAGGAGAAUGCCGCUAUUGGGACGAACAACCAAAAGGAGGUCGAUGCCUUCACCGAUGCCUUCAAGUCAAAGUGUUACCUCUGCGUGUUCAGUGGGGCCAAAUCAAAGCUUUGUGGCGCACGCGUCUGGCAAGGCUUUGGCCUGUAUGACGCCGAACUUGAAGAACUUGCGGUUGAGGUUGGGCUAUGA